AUGGCGGGUAAAAAGGGCGCGCCAUCGAAGUCGCUGCAGCACCCCAAUUCACGCAGGGUGAGGCAGCUGGAGCGCCAAAGCCGCAGGGAGGAGCGGCGGAGCGAGCGAGGCAAGCGGCAGCGCGGCCAAGAGCUGCUGGAGGCCGCGCGUUUUUUUUGGUUCCGGGAACAGUGUCUUGCUCUUGGUCGCCCGCGCUCCGCGUUUUCCCCCGAGGAGGCGCAGGCGUUGGCCCACAUCUAUUUGGAGCGGAACGAUGUGGAACUUGCGUCGCUUCGCUCGCUGCGUGCCCCGCCCACGGGGCGCAUCAAGAAAAUCGAGGCACUGAGGGCCAGCGAGGCGGCCGAGUUCGAGUCCGCCAAGGGGAUGGUCGUUCCCGACCUCGGCGACGGGGACCACGUCGAGGUGCUCACCGAAAUUUGGGACGGGCGCGCCGACACGCUUCAUCUUGUGCCGCGCCGGCGUCUGACUCGCGCUGGCGCGCGUUCCGCGCCGACGGCGCUGGCGCCGGAGCUGAGGGCGCGGUUGAAACCGAUCGAGGAUGUUCGCGAGACGGCGGCGGCGGUGGCGCCGAAACGCGCCCUGAAGUUCCAGGCGCGGAGCAGGACGCAGUCCGUGAAAAAAUCCGCGAAACCAGAGGAAGUCGCGCGGCGCUCGAAGAUGAGGGGCGUUGCGCGGCAGCAGCGGCGCAUAAAGGAGGAGCGCGCGAGGCUCCUGACCUCCAAGCGGGGCGAGUAA
This is a messenger RNA of Trypanosoma conorhini, 735 nucleotides long. RefSeq lists its product as uncharacterized. Gene Ontology annotation, cellular component: nucleus. Lineage: Eukaryota; Euglenozoa; Kinetoplastea; Trypanosomatida; Trypanosomatidae. The transcript has a single exon. The coding region runs from base 1 to 735 and encodes 244 amino acids. The record is from RefSeq and is a predicted model, not a curated record.